AUGUGUCUGACUGAGCCGAUUAGGGCGGCAAAUUUGAUGCGUAAUACGGCCCGCUUGGCAGCUCCUGCUGUGGGUUUUCCGGCUCCAGGGAUGUAUACAUCACCGAAUACAAAUGUUCCAUCAUCACUACAUAAUGUUGCUUCAAAUUCACGCCUGACGAUCAACUUCAACCCUGCAGAAUUGCUUUCUGGUCCAAGUUUGAUUCCUCCACCCAUGGCCUCUAGCACUGCAAUUUCUGGUGACCAACUCCCAAAAAAAGAUCAGGAGAAUUUACAUGUAAAUACAACUUCAGACAUUGUGCCACCGCCUCCUAUUCAGUUGCAGUCUCUGAUUGCUUCUGCCAACCGCCCAGCAGGUCAGCUUCGAUCGAGGUACGUUUUGCCACCUCAGCUUUCUCAGUGCUCUUCUCCUGCUCCUCCGCUUUCGACAGAAGAUAAUUUAACAGAGUCGUCUACGCCCACUUCGCAGUUGGAGUCUUCCUUUUCGACAAUGACAGUUCUCCCAACGCCUACUUACUUCGACUGUUCUUCAUUGACUCAAACUCAGGAGGCAAAGCAAUCUAAUGAUUUCACUGCCCCAAAAGUGCCUUACGAACCUACAAAAGCUCACUGGUUUUACUCUACGAAAACCGUUGCUCACGGGAUUAUUUGGUGGCCGUUUGAUAUUGCUGACUCACAACGACUGGAGGCUGCGGCGACCUCUGCAAACCUCCUCUAUGUGGAUGCACUCUCAGUCGAAGCACCGAAUACGGCUGUGCCGGUUCGAGGCGGUCUCUACGAUGUCUUGCUGCGGGAGCGUAUCUACAAGCCUGUCUACUGGCCAGCUGAUGAAGAGGAGGCGGGAGAGGUUCGAAGAGUUAUGUGGCUCUACCGACCCCAAAAUGAGCAACGCGUGCUGCCAUUCUCUGAAACUCUGUCCAAGACUCUAGAGGAGCACUAUAGACGUGCUUUGGAAACCAAUAUCUGGGGUGGACGCUUUUCCCUACCUUCUGAAGACGUGCCCAAUGAAACUGACACUUACAUCUUUCACAACGAGAAGGUGUGGGAAAUGAUCAAUCGCGAGGCUUAA
Messenger RNA from Hydatigera taeniaeformis, 1068 nucleotides. The record is from the annotation of a GenBank genome assembly. Lineage: Eukaryota; Metazoa; Platyhelminthes; Cestoda; Cyclophyllidea; Taeniidae.